This is a messenger RNA of Cladophialophora bantiana CBS 173.52, 591 nucleotides long. RefSeq lists its product as uncharacterized. The transcript has 2 exons. The coding region runs from base 1 to 591 and encodes 196 amino acids. NCBI's taxonomy places the organism in Eukaryota, Fungi, Ascomycota, Eurotiomycetes, Chaetothyriales, Herpotrichiellaceae. The record is from RefSeq and is a predicted model, not a curated record.
AUGGAGACUGCCGGGCUGGGCCUGAACAUAUUUCAAGUCAUCCAAAAUGAACUCAUUCAACGUGAAGGAAACCGCUCCACCCUGGGUCUUGGGUCCCGUCUCUCCGUUCUGGAAAACAGGCUCAAGAACCAAGAAGCGAGGACCAAAAAUGGCCUAGUUUGGAGACUACACCACACCAUUGCACCUAUUUUUGCUUCCACCCCAGAGACCAGAGCCCUCGUCGAAGCACAGAGAAAACGUCUCUUGGAAAGAAAAGGAGCAAAACCGACAAAGGACGAGAAAGACCCGACGAUGCACGUCCGAGAUGACGAGCUUUGGGAAGUCCAUCGCCAUUUUCCGAGGACUGUGCUCGAGUUUAAGAAACUUCAAUUCCACCCUGACUGGGUACGAAGCUUGCUUGAAUUCUACUGCGUCAGAGUCUACCGGCCAGAUAUGAGAUCAGUAAUCAUAGGCCCCGCUGACCGCCUUGUUGACAUUCAACAUAACCUCGAGACGUGCCUCGAGGAGUUGGCUACCACUUGGGGACUCAAUUGGUUCCAAAUAGGGGGACUGGAAUUACCCAGCCCGACGCACCAUUUCCCGAAUCCCUGA